This is a messenger RNA of Pecten maximus, 2394 nucleotides long. Its product is annotated as rhophilin-2-B-like. Gene Ontology annotation, molecular function: protein binding. The transcript is spliced from 15 exons. NCBI's taxonomy places the organism in Eukaryota, Metazoa, Mollusca, Bivalvia, Pectinida, Pectinidae. Gene Ontology annotation, biological process: signal transduction; negative regulation of stress fiber assembly. Bases 218 to 2188 code for a protein of 656 amino acids. The record is from RefSeq and is a predicted model, not a curated record.
AUACCUACUUAUUAUUGUACGUCUGUAGGUUUAGUAUAGGUAUUACACGGGCACCUGCUGUGCUCAACGAGAACUAGGCUACCUUAGUGACGUCACCACGCGAACAGGUCAUAGGUCAGCGAGUGAAAAUGGGAACGGAUGAAGUUUGCUGAAGUUGUUGCUCCGGAGUAUAAAUACAUUCCUCAGCCUCCAUGUUCGCUGUAACCGACUUUACGAUAUGAGCGGAACACAUACAGCCGUCCACCAUGCUAGAAAGGGUUCUGACCCUCUGGUGUCGACAGCACGGGGAAAGUUACAGACGAAGAGAUCUAAAAUCAACGAUCAGAUAAACAGAGAACUGAGAAUGAGGAAUGGUGCUGAAAAUUUAUUUCGAGCCACAGGUAAUAAAAGGCUAAAGGAGCUAGUAGCUGUAGAACUGUCAUUCUUCAACUCCAAUAUCCAGCUCCUAAAAGAAGAAUUAUCUGAACUGAACAGUUCUAUGGAAGUUUAUCAACAUGACAGUGGCGGGGCGUGUGUUCCCAUGAUUCCACUGGGCCUGAAAGAGACGACAGAAUGUGACCUGACCGUCCCUCUUAAGGACUUUAUCAUGGAACAUUAUAGUGAAGACUCUGAAAACUACACAACUGAGAUUCAGGAACUCCUUGAUCUAAGACAGGCUAUAAGGACACCACAGCGUAAUGAAGAUGGGGUUAACCUUCUAACAGAGUACUUUAAUCAGCUGUAUUAUGUGGAGAGACGAUUCUUCCCACCAGACAGAGUUCUGGGCUGUCAUUUCCACUGGUAUGACUCCCUGACUGGUGUCCCUAACACCCAGAAGACCAUGGGCUUUGAGAAAGGCAGCGUUUUAUUCAACAUUGCAGCAUUACAUACUCAGAUUGGCUGUAAGGAGGACCGCACCAACCCCACUGGCCUGCAGUAUGCUAUAAACAGUUUCCAGAAGGCCGCUGGCACAUUCCGAUACCUACACAAUCACUUCUCCAAUGCCCCUAGUAUGGAUAUGCAGCCCCAGACACUAACGAUGAUGGUUCAGCUCAUGAUGAGUCAGGCCCAGGAGUGUGUAUUUGAGAGCAAGGUUUUUGGUGGCGUUGAAGGAAUUCUAGCUCAUGUAAAAGCGGCCCAGGAAGCCAUAGUGGUGUCACAGAUGUAUGAUGACACCCAGGUUCUGAUGGCCUCCGAGCCAAUGAAGGAUUACAUCCCAUACUCGUGGCUGUCCAUGACUCAGGUGAAAUCUCAGUACUACAUGGCAAUCGCCCACGAACACAUGGCCAGUGCAAUAUUGAAUCAUAAAGACAAUAAUGAUCACAUCAAACUCGGCCUGUACAUGGCUGCCCACCAGAACUCGGAAGUGGAUGACGAUAACAACAAGGUGGAAACGCCCCGCACUGAUAAGGAGAGACUUACACAUGGAAAGGCUCACUUAAAGGAAGCCUUGAUGAGCCAUGAGGAGGCCCUACGACUACACGACCUGUGUAAACAACUCAGAAAGAUCGACCAGUUCCUCGGUAUCCUUAAGCCCGGCCACGAUAGGUGUUUAGCUAGCUUCUCUUCAUUGGAAGAAGAAGACGAUUUCACAGAAAUUUUCAUGUCUCCAAAAAUCCAGCCAAAAUCCGAGCGUGUAGUUUCCCCUACUCCACCAGAGUUCACAAAGGUCAAAGUGACGGACAUCUUUCAGAAAUUGGGUCCUGUGUUGAUUUUCAAUGCCAAAAAUGAGUGGUCUGCUCCUCGGACCGUUGUGCUUGACCGCAGUGCUGUCCAGGGAUUUGGCUUCAGUGUCCGUGGCGACUGUCCAGUCAAGGUGGCGGAGAUCGAAAUGGGAAGUGUGGCUGAGGCUAGCAAGCUUAAAGUUGGUGAUUUUGUGGUGGCUGUGGGUAGCAAAGACUCCAAAUGGUUGAGACACGAAGAGGUUGUGAAUUUGGUCCGACAAUCUGGUAGCCAUCUUGAACUUACAUUAGUUACUCCCAUAAACAAUAGUAUGUUGGAAACUCCGCGACCGUCUUCUACACCAAGUUCUCCUGGAACUCCAAUGCGGAUGCAGAGUCCAGGAGAAAGUGUGUCCAGCCACAGUGUGAAAAGUAAUCGCAGCAGACUAAGUGCUCCCUGGAUUUUCAUCCGGAAAGGGUCGAAGGAAAAACAGGAAAAGCCGGAAAAAAGCAAAGAAUUUGAAGAUGGAGAUUUGUUUUUGCGAUAACUUUAUUUAAAAAGAUUGUUGUUUUGUCAGAAAAAGAGGAUGUGCACAUUAUCAAAAGACUUUUAAUCACAGUAUUAUGACUAACCUUUUAUAUAUUAUCAUAUAUUAUAUUUUAUUAUAUACAUUUUGAUAUGCAAUUGUUCAUUGUAAAAGCAAUAUCUACAUCUUGUAGGAAGAGAGAACCGAGAUUAAAAUCAAAAUUAUUG